AUGAACGCUGAGAUCACAUUUCUCGACGAGACGCUCAGUCUUAUACACAUCCCUCUCAGUCUAUAUUCACAAUUUCUGCAGCCGAUCCUGAGGAUUCUCCUUCCUCCAAGUAUAGAUCAUGGUGCUGCCUCGGUUGAGGAUCACCUCGACGGUCUGACCCUGGACCAGAAGCAUGGCUUCCUCAACAUCAGCGUGACGCCCAUCGAGUGCUCAGUUGUGUGCCAUGACGCCUGGGCAAAACAAAUCUUCAAGCCCAUCAUAGAGCGGCUGCCGAAAGAUGUUGCAAAGACAGUUUCCAUGUCCAAGGAGUCAUAUUGUGUCUUGCGGGUCUCGUCUCCUGGCAUGGACGCCGGCUCCCGGGUGGUCGACCUAACCUCGCCGCUUGCGCUUGCUGGCAUCCCCAUCUUCUUCAUCACCUCUUAUUACUCCGACUUCAUCAUAGUACCCAGCAGACACCGCCAGAGCGUGGUGCAUGCAUUGCUAUCGAGAGGCUUCGAGUGCCCUGAGGAUAGUCACGACUCCUUCGUCUCACCUGGCGCAUUAUCGCACAGUCGGGGUCUCAGCCAGGAGAGCGACGAGCCGCCCUCCACACCACCGCCGUCGAAUGUCGCCGAGCUGCAAGUGCGGACUUUCAAGAUGCUGAAGAAGCACAACGUCGUACCCAAUGUCGAACGCGGUCUCCUUCUGAUCCACUGCUCCGGCAAAGAAGCAUGGCGCGACGACGACUACUCAAGGCCGUCAAGGUCGCACAGCGGGAAUGGCAACCACCGCAAGGCCUCCUGGGUGGAUAUGGUCGACACCAAAUUUUAUACAAGCCUUGUCGCGGCGCUGGUCAGCCAGCCUCGAUUCCUGUCAGUGACCAUGACAGAAGAGGACGAGGCUUCACUUCUCAUCGAUAAGUCCUUGCUCGACAAGUUUGGUGAUUCACUGAUCGGUCCCACGGAGGUCGAUCUGGUGCCUAUCUUCCUGGAUCUCGUCGACCUGCCCUUCGAAGCCACGGGGAUUGUGGCUGGCGUAGCAGGCAAGCUCGCAGAGGAGUUGCAGAUGGAGGAGAAUGCCGAGCUGUCGUAUCUGUCCACUGCCAAGACGGGUGCGGUCAUCUUGUCGAGUGAGCUCGCGGACAAGGCUAUGGAAACCUUAAGUCCAUUGUUAGUCAAGCACGGCUGAAAGGCUGUUUGAAGCGGACAGGAUGGCUGUCUGGACUUUUUUUCAUACGUUUUCUGUGUUGAUUUCUGUGUGGACGGGUAACUUGCAUCAGACCGGGUUGGACUAGCGCUUCUUGGGCUCUUUUUCUCCUUUUUCUUUUCCUUUCGUCAGCCUGCAUUUGCAUCGACACAUCCUUCUCAUUGUCAUCAGCCGGCGUUGGGGAUGGCAGGUGAUGAAAUUUUUUCCCUUCUAUUUUCAUCCUUCCUUACAGAUGACUCUCAUCUGGCUGGAUCAUACUUUCUCUAUCGAUUUUCCCCCUUCUUGUUUUCUAGUUUACUGGGGUGGGAAAUGUGUGUUGUUUCGUCGAUUCAAUCCCAUCAUAGCGUUAUUUUGAGCAGUCAGCCGAAUUUUUGUCGAUAGAAAUACAAAACUCUGAACACUGG
Molecule: messenger RNA, 1589 nt
Organism: Cryphonectria parasitica EP155
Lineage: Eukaryota; Fungi; Ascomycota; Sordariomycetes; Diaporthales; Cryphonectriaceae
Exons: 3
Coding region: 1-1167 (388 amino acids)
Biological process (GO): regulation of intracellular signal transduction; cellular response to L-arginine
Cellular component (GO): cytosol
Source: RefSeq, a predicted model, not a curated record